CAAUUGCAAUUGUCAUUUGUUAAUAUGCGCUAAUUUUGUAUUUAAUAAUUCCUGAUGAAUAGAAAUAACCUGACCAAAGUUAUAAAUAAUUUAAUUUACAAAUUAAUGAAUAGGCAAGAAUAAUACUAUGGCGGGCAGAGGAAGAGGUCGGGGUAGCAAUACCUCGCUUACACAAGAGCAGAUGCAGGCUCUUGGUAUUGCGCGAGGAGAUAAUGCACCACAAAUUUUGGCUCCACCACCUCUAUUUCCAAAAUUAGAAACAAAACCUCUUCCAUUAAACAGUGACGCCGCAACAGACUAUAUGGUUAUUGUAAAGGAUCAAUUUAUAGAAUACUUACAUGAAUCACCCGCCUAUGUGAAAGCAAACAGAGAAACAGAUGGAAUUGAAAGAUAUUCUGAUAAAUAUAAGUUGUUAGCCCUAGACGCCAAUAAAGGAAGGGUAUUGGAUUGUGUUUGGGCUAAUUUCCCCCCUGAACUCAGACCACAAGCGAGUCGCAUGCGGCCAUCUCGAAAACGAAAGUUGGACGAUUUCAAAGAUAUAGAAAAACGUUUACAAUUAUUAGAGAAAAAAGAAACACAGGAGAACACCAACGAGAUGAUGGCCACAGCUGGUGAUGGCAACAAAAAACAAGAUGAUAUAGAUGAAGAUUUAGAAGAUGAAGAAGAACAAGAAGAUGAAAUUGAUGAUGGUACAGAUUAUGCAAAUAACUACUUUGAUAAUGGUGAAGACUAUGAAGAUGAGGAUGAUAAUCUUGAUGAUGAUCCAGUCUAUUAGCCUACAAAAAAGGAAUGAAAAUUGUGAUACUUUUUAAAAAUAUAUAUUUGUUAUAUUCUAUGUUC
Molecule: messenger RNA, 840 nt
Organism: Pieris brassicae (large cabbage white)
Lineage: Eukaryota; Metazoa; Arthropoda; Insecta; Lepidoptera; Pieridae
Gene: Polr3G
Product: DNA-directed RNA polymerase III subunit RPC7-like
Exons: 1
Coding region: 128-775 (215 amino acids)
Biological process (GO): transcription by RNA polymerase III
Cellular component (GO): RNA polymerase III complex
Source: RefSeq, a predicted model, not a curated record